CGGAGUCACUCCCGGAUGCUAAUCUAAGAUGGUUUAUAAAAGAUACGUACAAGUAGGACGAGUAGCUAUGGUCACGUAUGGUCCCGAUGAAGGGAAGUUGUGUGUCAUUGUGGAUGUUGUCGACCAAACGAGGGGUCUUGUGGAUGGACCAUGCACUGACGUAAAGAGACAAGCUAUUAGUUUCAAGUGGCUUGCUUUGACAAACAUAGUGAUCAAGCUUGCGCCUUCCCAGAGGUCAUCUGGGAUUCGUAAGGCUUGGGAGAAAGCAGAUGUAGCAGGACAGUGGGAAAAGUCGUCCUGGGCCAAACGGUUAGCAGACAAGAAAAAGCGACGAUCAAUGACAGACUUCGAUAGAUUUAAACUGAAGAUUGCCAAGCAAAGCAAACGCACUAUCGUGAAGAGUAAAGUCAAGAAGAUGAAGAAGGAAGAGACUGCUCAAUAGGCUGUGAUUUGAUGGAAAUUUGUCGGUUCCAAUAAUCAGUAAAGAAUUGUAUACUACGCUA
Messenger RNA from Corticium candelabrum, 503 nucleotides. Its product is annotated as large ribosomal subunit protein eL14-like. The record is from RefSeq and is a predicted model, not a curated record. The coding region runs from base 29 to 442 and encodes 137 amino acids. Gene Ontology annotation, cellular component: ribosome; cytosolic large ribosomal subunit. Gene Ontology annotation, molecular function: structural constituent of ribosome; RNA binding. Gene Ontology annotation, biological process: translation; ribosomal large subunit biogenesis. NCBI's taxonomy places the organism in Eukaryota, Metazoa, Porifera, Homoscleromorpha, Homosclerophorida, Plakinidae. The transcript has 4 exons.